Messenger RNA from Hippopotamus amphibius kiboko, 1173 nucleotides. RefSeq names its product ribosomal protein L31 (gene RPL31). Lineage: Eukaryota; Metazoa; Chordata; Mammalia; Artiodactyla; Hippopotamidae. The record is from RefSeq and is a predicted model, not a curated record. The transcript has 5 exons. The coding region runs from base 88 to 465 and encodes 125 amino acids. Gene Ontology annotation, molecular function: structural constituent of ribosome. Gene Ontology annotation, biological process: cytoplasmic translation. Gene Ontology annotation, cellular component: ribosome; cytosolic large ribosomal subunit.
CAGGUGACCCGGAAGUUGUACUUGCGACGCCGCUUUCCUUCUCCCACAAUCCUUCGCGCUCUUCCUUUCCAACCCCGGCCCGGCAGGAUGGCUCCCGCAAAGAAGGGUGGCGAGAAGAAGAAGGGCCGGUCCGCCAUCAACGAGGUGGUAACCAGAGAAUACACCAUCAACAUUCACAAGCGCAUCCACGGAGUAGGUUUCAAGAAGCGUGCCCCUCGGGCACUCAAAGAAAUCCGGAAAUUUGCCAUGAAGGAGAUGGGAACUCCAGAUGUGCGCAUUGACACCAGGCUCAACAAAGCUGUCUGGGCCAAAGGAAUAAGGAAUGUCCCAUACCGUAUACGUGUGCGGUUGUCCAGAAAACGUAAUGAAGAUGAAGAUUCACCAAACAAGCUCUAUACGUUGGUUACCUAUGUACCUGUCACCACUUUCAAAAAUCUGCAGACAGUUAAUGUGGAUGAGAACUAACUGCUGAUUGUCCAAUAAACUUAUAGAACGGCCUUCGCAUCUUGAUUUUCCUUUUCUAGCUGCAGGUAAAAUGGGCUUGUAUAUCUUAAAGCAGUUCCCAGUUACAGCAUUUGGAGAGCAUUUCCUAACUAAUUACUGUGCCUGGGUCCCUUCUCCCCCAUCCCUGGAGUUUCUGAAUAUUUGCACAGAGCCUAGCCAGGUGUUCUAAGGAGGUUUUGAAAUACAUCCUGGCUUGAGAAUGGCUGUUUAGGGGUUGGGACAUUGCAGGUAUAAUGUUGAUGCUUUUACAUGCAUGUUUUGUUAAUUCUAAGAUAACUUUUUUCCAGAAACUGCCAUGUAGAACUUAACUGCCAUUUUUUACAUUUUAACAUACUAAAAUGGUACACUUUUGAUAGUCUUAGGUUGAAUGAAUUAUGUACAGUUCCUUUUUAGCUCACUUACUUGAGGUCGCCCCAUGAGGUGUUUUUAGUCCUAGGGGUCAUGUUUCAUUAGUGUUGACACCACUGAUGGCAAUUAAAUGCCAUAAAGAGGUCCCCUUUGGAAGGGGGGCUGCCUGCAAUGUAGUAUACUGCCACCAUGAACGUGGUGGGGCAGGGGAUCUCCCGCUUAUCCACUCACUGGCACAAUCCAGACUUCAGGCACUGAAAUCAGAUAUAAACACAGACCAGUCAAUACAAAAAUUUCUUAUUAAAAAAACUUGGAGGCCAA